This is a messenger RNA of Effrenium voratum, 1152 nucleotides long. The record is from the annotation of a GenBank genome assembly. NCBI's taxonomy places the organism in Eukaryota, Dinophyceae, Suessiales, Symbiodiniaceae.
AUGGUGGUGCCAUUGGGCUCCACCACUGCCUGGGAUGGCGGCCUGGGCGGCAAGAACCUCAUGCUCGUGGAAGAAGGAGGCGAUGAUCAUCGCUUCGGAGUGCGAGUGGUUUGGAAGGUCGCUGCCGGAGGCGAAUCCAUGCUGAUCUCUGCAUCACCGCUGAAUGGCGAGGACAUGCGCACCUGCACGGGUCAAGAGCCACUGCUCGAGCAAUUCAACCGAUUGUUCCCGGCGGGCACAUCUUUGCGACUCAUGGACUGCGAGGACAGCGUGAAGCCGACAGGCCUCAUGGACAGCCUCUCUACGCCAGACACCACCACCACCAGCACCGUGGCUCUUCCAUGCGAUGCAGCCACGGUGUCGCUCAGCAUCAACGACCAUGGCGAGUGCAAGAAGUUGCCGGAUGGUAGCGAGCGGUGGUUUGCCAGCAUGGAGCCAUCGCCGGACACGCCGGCGGAGGACUUGGAAGCGCUGGGUAUGUCCUUGGCCAUGAGGUCUGCGAAGGUGCAGAAGCACCAGGGCCAAGAGGUGCCAGAGGAUGAGAUCCCACACGUUAUGAUGGACGAGGCCAAGCACUUGAAGCUGUUCUUGGAGUCCAAUGGCUCCUGCGCCCAGCAGCAGAUGGCCAUCAAGAAGCUCUUCCCCAGCGGCAGGCACAUGGUGCUGCACCGCUGCAAAGACUCGGACGGCUUCUUCUUCUGUCGACGGGUCGAGGCGUUCCACCUCUGGAGCUUUCGAUCCAAAUGUAGCGGGCGCUUCGAUCAUAAGGUGGUGCUGGACAUGUGGCCUGCAGAUGAGAAGGGCGUCAAAGCCUGGGCCGGCGCCCCGAGGACUCGAAUCGACCUGAGUUCGGCCAAGGCCUUCAACCAGGAGACCCCGCGCGUGGAGGACGAGGAUCGGCACGAGGCCGCUUCGGGUUCCGGCAUGGAGCUCCGGUCUUUGACGCCUUCAGUGCAGAACCUCCGCAUGGAGAGGCCGGAAGAUUCACCCAUCGAGCCAUCUCCGCGCGGUGCGCAAGCUGCAGAAGUAGAUCAAGAUCAAGUUGCCCAACUUGCCAAAGAGACGGAGAGUCUCCGCGAUGAGCUCGCAUCGGCCAAGGACGGAGGCAGACGAAGGCCCUGGAAGAGGCAGAGGCGCUUCGCAAAGAGCUGA